AUGGAUCCCGAUCGAGCUGUGGCAGACAAUGUAGAAAGUAAUGUGCUGGCUCUCACCCAAGGGAUGGUGCCAGUUGAGAGUAGACCCGUAACUCGAACUAACCAAAAAAAGAGGAAAGCUGAGUCUGAGGCUAGAGAUGCAAGAAAGAGACUGAUGGGUAAGUCGUUCCAUUCACAGUCUAAGAAAUCUAGAGAGAUGCAUUCUCAUUCUCAUGCUUUAGUUGGGUUCUCAAAUAUAGACCGUGAGAAUCAGUAUUCGGGUUAUAAAGCCCAGACUAGUUCUAUUGCGAGCAUUGGUAAUCGACCCAAUAGAUCUGGAUACCCACAUUGUGGAAGAUGUCACCUCGACAAGUGCCGAAUGAAUGGCCGAGCUUGUUUCAAGUGUGGUUUCCAAGAUCACUUCAUUAAAGACUGCCUUGAGAUGACUUAA
Gossypium arboreum is the source of this 429-nucleotide messenger RNA. RefSeq lists its product as uncharacterized. The record is from RefSeq and is a predicted model, not a curated record. Gene Ontology annotation, molecular function: zinc ion binding; nucleic acid binding. Bases 1 to 429 code for a protein of 142 amino acids. The transcript is spliced from 2 exons. NCBI's taxonomy places the organism in Eukaryota, Viridiplantae, Streptophyta, Magnoliopsida, Malvales, Malvaceae.